UGGACUCGUAGUUGAACUUCACUUUAAAAGAUGAUUUCACUGUUAAUAAGUUAUAUAAGUUUUGUUGGAAAACAGGUUUGAGGUUAUAUUGGGUUAACAUUAUAGCAGUCAUUGCGUUAACAUUGCAUUACUAGUGCUUUCAAAGCGCAGAAUCCAUACAUUGAUUGUUGACUUAAAUUGCAUUCAUUUGAAUGAAUGUAUCGCUGAUUAUAACAACAAUUGAUUUAUUGUCUUAAAACCAAUGUCUUCGUCAUUGUUUUGAUUCACUUUUUGUACUCUCAUUGCUUGAGAUUUGUGGCAAACAAUGAAUACAUUUAUACAUAAAUCAAACUCAAAGUCUAGUUUUGGUGCAAUUGUUGAACAAAGACUGGAAUCGUUGCCACAACUGUAUGAAUGCGUAAAUCAAAUGAAGACAAGUGAUGACCACUUUAUUGUCAAAUAUAUACCAAAUGGCGAUAAAUAUGCGUUAAGACGAACCAACUUAGAGAUGGUUAACAACAUUGAGUUUGUGGUCAAUGAAAUCAAGUCGACGUGUCUUUUAAAACACAAGAAUUUGCUGCCAAUUCUGUGUUCGUUUGUUAGGGAUUUCCAGUUGUGGACAAUCACUCCUUUAGCAGCCUAUGGAUCUGCCAGUGAUCUCUCAAAAACUAAAACAUUUUCAGAGUUGGCCAUUGCAUUCAUAGUAAGAGAUGUAUUAUCCGCUUUAGUUUAUUUACACAAACGCGGAAUAAUACACCGAUCGGUCCGCGGAUCUCAUAUUUUGGUGACAGCACCCGAUGGUCGAUGUCUUUUGUCGGGUUUAAAGCACUCAACCAGUUGUAUGAAUGACGGCAAAUGGCAAACAGCAAUACAUGAAUACCCGACAAAUGCCAAACCAAAUCUCAUUUGGUUGGCUCCAGAAAUACUCGAACAAAACCUUUUAGGCUAUAAUGCAAAGUCUGAUAUCUAUAGUUUGGGAAUAACUAUCUGUGAAUUGGCAAACACUUGUAUCCCUUUCCAAGACGUCGAGUUAACUGAAAUGCUUUUGGAUAAACUGACCGCACAUUACCCGCGACCACUAGACUCUACUUGUGAUGAGAUUCGUGAUCUUGAAAUUGAUGAAAUGAGUGAAGAGAUUAGACACAAAUACGAGAUUUACAAAAACAGAACAUUUAGUCCAUCCUUUCAUAAGUUUACUAUUGAUUGCUGUUUAAACUUUGAUCCGUCGCUCAGACCGACUGCUUCUCAACUCUUGGACCACAGUUUUGUUAAACAAAUUAAGAAGUCUUCGCAUAAUAACUUGUUAUCAUUACUUCCUAACGUUCAACCGGUAAAUAGUAUCCAAAAUAAUGUCAACGGAGAUAGUAUUUCAUCGGAAGACAGCGUAAAUAAAGUCAGUUCUUGUGAUGAGUCAAUCAAUGAUUGGAUAUUUUCUUAAAUUUUUAAAUUAAUUUUGUCUGCAUUUUAGUCUUGAUUUGUAGUAAUUGUUAAUAAAAAUUAAAAUAUUUUAUACUAUAAA
This is a messenger RNA of Oppia nitens, 1498 nucleotides long. RefSeq names its product STE20-related kinase adapter protein alpha-like. Gene Ontology annotation, biological process: protein phosphorylation. The transcript is spliced from 3 exons. The record is from RefSeq and is a predicted model, not a curated record. Gene Ontology annotation, molecular function: ATP binding; protein kinase activity; protein serine/threonine kinase activator activity. Lineage: Eukaryota; Metazoa; Arthropoda; Arachnida; Sarcoptiformes; Oppiidae. The coding region runs from base 305 to 1417 and encodes 370 amino acids.